GUCAGUUGCCAAUUGCCUCGACGACGACGACGACAAGAUCCAUCAUGCAGUGGUUUACCAAGAAGCGCGUCGAGCCGCCGUGCCAUUGCCGCCAAGUGCUCUCGUCGAUGACGUCAUCGCCCGACGCGUGCAUCCCGAUCACGCACAAGUGGAUCGACCGCCAGAAGAAGCAGAAGCACAGCGCGGUCGUCGGCGGGCGCAAGGUGCCGUUCUGUCCCGAGGACAUUGGCUUUUGGAAGCUUGAUCGGCACGAGACUCACGACGUGCUCUGCCCGAUCGACGAAGACGACUGCGUGCGCUGCGACGGCUGCGAAGAAGCCAUGUUUUUUAGCCUCCGCGCCAAGCGCGUCUGCGUUGCGCUCACUCGCGUGCGCCGGCACAAGAAGGUCGCGCCAGAGACCGCGCUCGUCGCAUGAACACGCGGCGUGAAUGAGCGCCCGUUCGAACUAUUUAUCUGCAGGAUUCAUGCUUGCCAUCGUAACGUUAGUAGAAAAACCAGUGUCCUCAUCC
This is a messenger RNA of Saprolegnia parasitica CBS 223.65, 510 nucleotides long. RefSeq lists its product as hypothetical. NCBI's taxonomy places the organism in Eukaryota, Oomycota, Saprolegniomycetes, Saprolegniales, Saprolegniaceae. Bases 45 to 416 code for a protein of 123 amino acids. The record is from RefSeq and is a predicted model, not a curated record. The transcript has a single exon.